Messenger RNA from Sphaerodactylus townsendi, 3836 nucleotides. It is a transcript of the gene KBTBD8, whose product is annotated as kelch repeat and BTB domain containing 8. The transcript is spliced from 4 exons. The coding region runs from base 114 to 1919 and encodes 601 amino acids. Lineage: Eukaryota; Metazoa; Chordata; Lepidosauria; Squamata; Sphaerodactylidae. The record is from RefSeq and is a predicted model, not a curated record. Gene Ontology annotation, biological process: neural crest cell development. Gene Ontology annotation, molecular function: protein binding.
UCUUCGCGGAGCCGACGGAGGCCGCGCGGGCGGCGCUGCGAUCAGCGCUCGACGGAGACGGGGCCCCAAGUGGAAGUGGUGGCGGCCCCCGCUGGUGGCAGCCUCGCCUGGGCAUGGCUGCCCUGGGAGAACAGAGCAAGUUUCUGCAAACGCUGAAUGGAACUCCUGCUUCAAGCACAGUCAGUGGUGGGAUGGAUCCCUUUCAUGCCUGCAGCCUUCUCCAGCAGCUCAAAACCAUGUACGAUGAAGGCCAGCUGACAGAUAUUGUGGUGGAAGUGGAUCACGGGAAAACGUUUUCUUGUCAUCGUAAUGUUCUUGCUGCAAUUAGCCCUUACUUCAGAUCAAUGUUCACAAGUGGCCUUACUGAGAGUACCCAGAAAGAAGUAAGAAUUGUUGGUGUUGAGGAAGAGUCCAUGCAUUUAGUACUGAAUUACGCCUAUACCUCCAGAGUGACACUGACCGAAGCCAACGUCCAAGCUUUGUUCACUGCAGCUAGUAUCUUCCAGAUUCCUUCCAUCCAGGACCAAUGUGCUAAAUACAUGAUCAGUCAUCUGGACCCCCAGAACUCCAUCGGAGUGUUUAUCUUUGCUGAUCACUACGGGCAUCUGGAGCUGAAAGUCAGUUCGCAAGAUUACAUUCGUAAAAAGUUCCUGAGUGUCACCAAAGAACAAGAGUUUCUCCAGCUGAGAAAAGACCAACUCGUCAGCAUCCUAGACAGCAACGAUUUAAAUGUGGACAAGGAAGAGCACGUCUAUGAAAGCAUCAUAAGGUGGUUUGAACAUGAGCCUGACAAAAGAGAAGUCCAUUUGCCCGAAAUUUUUGCCAAAUGCAUCCGCGUGCCCCUCUUGGAUGCGAAAUUCAUAGAGAAAAUCCCUCCCGUGUUUGCACAGGCUAUAGCCCAAAACUGUGUACAGAAAGGAAAAACUAGUGCCAAUGGCUAUACCCAGCGGCUCGGAAUGACUGCUUCGGAAAUGAUCAUGUGCUUUGAUGCUGCUCACAAACACUCAGGAAAGAAGCAAACAGUGCCUUGUUUCGAUUCUGCCACAGGGAGGGUGUUCAAACUAUGCAAACCGCCCAAUGAUUUGCGGGAGGUAGGGAUACUCGUUUCUCCAGACAAUGACAUCUAUAUUGCUGGGGGGUAUCGGCCAAGCAGCAGCGAGGUCUCCAUAGACCACAGAGCAGAAAGUGACUUUUGGAUGUACGAUCACUCGGGCAAUCGGUGGAUCCCUAAAGCCCCGCUGCUGCGUGCCAGGAUCGGCUGCAAACUGGUUCACUGCUGUGGUAAGCUCUACGCGAUAGGCGGUCGUGUCUAUGAAGGAGACGGGCGCAACUCGCUGAAAUCCGUGGAGUGCUAUGACAGCCGAGAGAACUGCUGGACAGCCGUGUCUGCAAUGCCUGUAGCAAUGGAAUUUCAUAACGCAGUGGAAUAUAAAGAUCAUAUCUAUGUUUUACAGGGAGAAUUUUUCCUCUGCUACGAUCCUCGAAAAGAUUAUUGGGGUUUCUUAACUCCCAUGACCGUGCCUAGGAUCCAGGGUUUGGCAGCUGUCUACAACAACUCCAUCUACUACAUUGCUGGAACCUGUGGAAACCAUCAGCGUAUGUUUACCGUAGAGGCCUAUGAUGUCGAAUUGAACAAGUGGACUCGAAAGAAAGACUUCCCGUGCGAUCAGUCCAUUAACCCCUACAUUAAACUGGUUGUCCUCAAAAAUAAACUUCACUUGUUUGUGCGAGCUACUCAAGUCACUGUCGAAGAACACGUCUUCAGAACCAGCAGGAAGAAUUCUCUCUAUCAGUAUGACGAAGUUAACGACCAAUGGCAGAAGGUGUAUGAGACUCCAGAUAAGCUCUGGGAUCUCGGACGUCAUUUUGAAUGUGCUGUUGCUAAAUUGUAUCCACAGUGUCUUCAGAAAGUUAUGUGAUGAUUUGCCCCGUUUCCAUUCGUAAAAUGCCUUAGUAACUUUGGUAUUCGAUGCUAGCGGAAAAUCUGUUUUUAAAAGAAAAACCAAUCCAGUUCUGUCAGUAUUUAAUGUGAGUUGAAAUUGAUGGCUUUUUUUUUUAACACGGGGAUGGGUGCUCUUUAAAGAUUGCAGUGGGGAGAAGGGAAUUAGUGGUUUAGUUUCCUAAUGGAUGUUUUCCUGUGGAGUAAGGAGUGGGUUACAAAGUGCAAUUAUCAGCAUUUUCUCUGCUAGUCAUUUGAUCAUGUGUUAGCGUAUCAGUUUGACUAAAAGCAAGAGUAGAUGGACUGGGGUCACGACACACUCCACUGAAAGCAAAACUAAUGUUGAAUAGCUGAAGUGAAGAAAGCAAGUUUGAAGUAACUUCUUAUUUAAAAUACGGGUAAAAUCUGAGGCAAUAUCAGUAGUUUGCUAUUUUAAAUUCAGUGACACUAAGUAGGCAAAUACCCAGUCUUUAUACCUCUUCCAUGUGUAUAAAGGUACUGAAACAUUUGUUGUAUUUAUACAUUGUGUUAGCUUUGGGGGAAACAUAAGUUUGCAACGAUGCAUAGAAACUACAACGCAAGCUACCUUUUAAAAAAAUACAAAAGGUUACGUCAGGUGGCUGCAUCGCUUCCCUUCUGUGGGUUUAAUUUGUGUGUGGGGGUUUCGUACACUUCCAGUGGCGUAAUAAGAUAUAGCCAUCUUCUGCUAAUUAAAUACAGAGCUUCAAAUGCAGGUGAACGCGUCAGUCACUCCAUGAAGGGCUUAAACCCAAUGGUGCUAGUACAUUUUUAAUACUUGUUAAGUCUGGAAUGGGUCAACUGAGACUGCCAAGUUUAUGGUAGUCGGUUAGUGUUACUGUGUCUAGUCUUAAGCAUGUACUUUGCUGCUUUGUGUGUGAACCUCCUUUUUGAACUUCUUGUGGACCUAGUUCUUUCGUAGGAUAGGCUAAGUAGUCUUAAUGGUUGUUACUUUGGCAGAGUCGGUCAAUCUGUUAAAAGGCUAAGCGCUACAUGCACUUUUUGUUUUUGGUCCAUCCCGCGAUAAGUUUUGACAAGGUCGUGUUGUAUGCUGUUGGACAGCCAAAACUGUAGCCAAGUGGGAUUUGACUGUGGGGGGAGCGGGGGAAGAAGACUAGACCAUUUGCAAAACUUUGUUUUCCUUGUUGCUGUUGUUCCGGGCGUGUGCUUCACUUGCAGCUGCCGAAUGGUCAUGAAACUAUGUUUGCCUCCAGUCAGCCCAGCAUGGAAGCAGUUUUGGCUGCCUUCUGGGGCCCUCAGUCCUUCUGUCCAUUGCCUAGCAUCCUGCCCUCCAGUUGUUUCUGGAGUAAUGUGAAAGUUUGCACUACUGAGCUUUCCUGGUGACCGAGAAGCUGCUUUUGGAAGCCUGCAGUUGAAAAUAUUCUUUUGGGUACCGAAUAAGAGUCCACUUUCUCUGUGGCUGUCACAUAUUUGAAGUGAUGGAGUAAUAAUUUUAAGAUUUCAUGAAAUCUUAGCAUGACCUAUCAAACUUGAGCAUCAAGGUUAAUGGUAGAUCUCCUGUUGGUGGUUCUUUGCUAGCAGUAACACAUUUUGGAGUACAGCUGUUGGAGAAUAAAGUAUGUCCUACUUUCAUUAAUCCAGUUUUGUUUUAAAAGAUGAUCUGGCCAUAUACGAAAGGAUGGUUGUUAACUUUUAAUUGACCAAGUAGUCAACCCUUGGCUGAAAAGGUUAAAUCUAGAAUAAUGUUAGGGUACUGACCUAACUUUUGGCUUGUGAUCCCCCAGUUUUUGGCUUGUGAUCCCCCAGUUUUUUCUUUUGUGUAACUAUGGAUCUACUUGACUUUAAAUCUUGCACAAUAUGUUGAACACACAACUGUGAAAUCAUCAAAAGCAUGAUAAACUCUCUAUUGCAUACCUCA